Procambarus clarkii (red swamp crayfish) is the source of this 4779-nucleotide messenger RNA. It is a transcript of the gene uex, whose product is annotated as metal transporter uex. Gene Ontology annotation, biological process: transport; magnesium ion homeostasis; intracellular manganese ion homeostasis. The record is from RefSeq and is a predicted model, not a curated record. Gene Ontology annotation, molecular function: transmembrane transporter activity. Gene Ontology annotation, cellular component: plasma membrane; cytoplasm. NCBI's taxonomy places the organism in Eukaryota, Metazoa, Arthropoda, Malacostraca, Decapoda, Cambaridae.
CGCAGUUGGGAGCUCAGACCAUCAUGGCUACUGGUGGAGUGUGGACGUUGAGAGAAGUGAUACUGUGUAUUGUAGUGUGUGUAGCCCACGAUGUGUGUGGUGGACGCCGUACUCAGGCAAAGAUCGAAGCUAUACUCACAUCAGGUGCCAGUCCAAAGUUGGACCAUGAACAUGUGUUGGUGGCUGGUGAGGAAACGGUACUGGAGGUGUGGGGCUUGGGACUGUCCAAGGGGCUGGAGGCAGGGCUGACGGCGGCGCAGGGGGUGCAAGGGGCGCCUUGCCAGUCCCUUAUCACGCCUCCCUUGAUUCCUAAUACCGAUACUGUUACCCAUAAACACGCCGUGUUUACCGUCCCGGCUGGCCACACCGGUCACAUCCCUGUCAUAAGCACCAUGGAGCUGUGGUUGUGUACUCGCGAGCAGCACACCUUCAGCAGUGGGCGAGCCCGUCACACAGGCGGCUGGGUGCACCAAGGUCCUCCUUCAAGAGUUGUGUUGGUGGUGAGCCCUAAGCUGGCUCUUGACAGUCCUCGGCGCGUCCACCACAUCCCGCGACGUGCCCAACACAAGCUCAGCUUGCGGAGUGUGGACCGGGCGUCUCUGGCAGCCACAACCCCGCCACAUGUUGCAAACACAACAGUUGCCGGUGCUGACGCGCACGGUGACGCAGCGGUGACGCACGGUGAAGCGGCGGAGGUGACGCACGGUGACGCAGCGGUGACGACGGUAGAGAGUGACGGGGAGGUGGAGGUGACCACGCCGCUCCCCGUCACGAAGAUAGUGGGAGACGGAGCCGUCGCUGGCAUCCAGGGCGAGGAACUAACUGAUGGAAAGAGAGAUGGGGGUAUUGAUAGUGGCGUAGAAGAUACUUCAAACAUGAAAGUGAGCGAGUUAAAACGUGAAGUGGAAGAAGCGAAGCUGAAAAAACCUGGGGACAUAAUGUUGGGGGACAUGCCCUCCCUGGAACCAAAUGGGUCGAGAACUAGUAACGCUGAGCCAACAACUGUGAAGACGUUGUUGAGGGACGAGAUCAGAACUAACGCAGCCAGGGCAGGCGUGAGGGCGAGUGAGAAAUUUGUGGAAGGCGGGAGGAAAGAGGUUGAUCUUGGUGAUGACUUGAUGAAUAUUAUGAAGGAGGAACUGGGAGCGGCCAACUUGGACAUGGGGGAAGGUUGGGACGACAACCCUGGGUCUGAUGCCAACACUGAUGCCACCGUCACUACUGCAGGAGCCGCGGUCAGACGGCAGGUCAGGAUCAUUGGCCUCAGAGUGGAGUCCCACACCAAGGGCAUAGAGUACGAGGGCUUCACUGGCAUCGUCCUGGCCAACGAGGCAGCCACAGUGCGGUUCUUCGGCGAGGGCAUGAACCCCUCCACGGAGAUCCUCUUCACCGCCAACCAGGGCGACUACGGCACCACCUGCGGCGCCAGCACCACCAGGGCCUUCAAGAUGUCUGACCUGGGCGACGGAUGGGCAACAGCCAACAUCGACCUACCGUCCAUGCGCGCUGACCAGAAGUUCUGGUACCUGUGUGUUCGCGAUAGUGACCAGGACCUGGCCUACCACCAGGGCAAUGACCCUUGGAUCACAAUGUCCUCCUACAACCUCCUCCUGCCGCUCUGGAUACAGGCGGUGUUCCUGGUGGUGCUGCUGCUGUUCUCCGGCCUGUUUUCUGGCCUUAACCUGGGUCUGAUGGCGCUGGACAAAACUGAGCUGAAGAUAGUGUCGAACACGGGAUCACCAGACGAGCGGCGGUAUGCACGAGCCAUUGAGCCAGUGCGGCGCCACGGCAACUUCCUGCUGUGCACCCUCCUGCUGGGCAACGUCCUCGUCAACUCCUCCCUCACCAUCCUCCUCGACAACCUGUCCUCGGGGCUCAUCGCCGUCAUCGGCUCCACUAUUGCCAUCGUCGUCUUCGGCGAGAUCAUUCCACAAGCCAUCUGUUCGCGUCACGGGCUGGCCAUCGGGGCGAGGGUGGUGUGGCUCGUCAGGGUGCUCAUGGUCAUCACUGCUCCAGCAGCCUAUCCUAUCUCAAAGAUGUUGGACUGCGUCUUGGGUGAGGAGAUCGGCAACACCUACGACAGAGAGCGCCUCAAGGAGCUUAUUAAGGUAACACAUGAUCACAAUGAUCUGAAGAAGGAGGAGCAGAACAUCAUAUGUGGAGCCCUGGAGCUGCACAAGAAGACUGUGGGGGAGGUCAUGACCAAACUAGACGAUGUAUACAUGCUCAGUGUUGAUACUAUACUAGACUUCAAUACCAUUAAUGAAAUAAUGCAGCAAGGAUAUUCACGUGUGCCUGUUUUUGAGGGGGAACGUACAAAUAUAAUCGCAGUUCUGUUCAUCAAGGACCUGGCAUUUAUUGACCCAGACGAUAACACACCCCUGAGAACACUAAGCCAGUUCUAUCAAAAUCCCUGCAACUUUGUCUUUGUUGACACAACACUGGAUGUCAUGUUUAAAGAAUUUAAAGAAGGUGCAAAGGGUCAUAUGGCUUUUGUUCAUCAAGUUAACAAUGAGGGUGACUGCGAUCCAUUUUAUGAGGUAUUGGGCCUUGUUACUCUAGAAGAUGUCAUAGAGGAGCUAAUUCAAGAGGAAAUUGUGGAUGAAACUGAUGUAUUCACUGACAAUCGCACUAAACGUCGUCGUCUACACAUUGGCCGACCAGACUUUACAGAGUUCUCCCACCCGGCCAAUCAGCCAAAUCUAAAGCGUGUACAGAUAUCUCCUCAAUUGCAAGUGGCAGCUUUGCAGUAUCUUCGCACAUCUAUUGAACCAUUUAAAGAAGGGCAACUCUCAGAAAUGAUAGUUAAAAAGCUUCUGAAUCAAGAUGUUAUUCACAGUAUAAAGUUGCGGAACAAGGAACAUUCCAAAACUGAUCAGCAUACCUUCAUAUACACACAGGGAAAACCAGUUGAUUUCUUCGUACUAAUACUGGAAGGUCAUGUGGAGGUGACUAUAGGAAGAGAGAACUUGACAUUUGAAAGUGGACCAUUCACUUAUUUUGGCUUGGCAGCGCUCUCACAGGCCCAGACUAUAGGAGAAUCACCAUCUGCAUCCACUCAGCUUAGUAAAGGAAGCAUGGUGGGCAGUGUUCAGUCUCUUGAUUCUACAAAGUUUACCUUCCUGCCUGAUUAUUCUGUUCGUGCCAUUACAGAGGUGAUGUACCUGAAAAUUCGAAACACGCAUUAUAUUGCUGCUCGUCGUGCCUACCUUCUAGAACAAGCACAAAGGGAGCCACUUGGAGGAGAAAAUUUUGAGAAUGAGAUUGCCAAAAUGCUAAUUGAGGAUGAAGGACCAAAUUCACCAACCUGGGAGAAUACUCCAGUCACUGCUCGCAACCCUAAGUUUUCAGGUAUGGCAAAUGGAUCUACAGUACAUGCCUUUGAGGAAAGUGAAGAUAUUGAAAUGGCUAUACAGAAUCUAAUGACGAGUGAUCAAGAAAAGAAUAAAUCUUCAGCAGCUACUAAUGGUGGCCUCAAGAAUUCAAUUUCAGUACCUGGAACCCCUAUCAGUGACCAUAGUCAAAUCAGUAUAAAGCCAAGUUGCAGUUUCCAAAAUUUACAGGAUGUGCCAGCAUUAGAAAGCAAUGUCAAUGUUCACUCUACACAGAAGAAUGAUAAGAAACCUUUGAUAUCAGAAAUUGGCAAUAUAUCUUUUUCCAAUAACUUGAGUACAAGUUCUAUUGAAGACAAUGGUGAGCAGAAAGUUGUUGGAAGCCCAGAUGUGAUGCCAAACAUGAAUAGCCAUGCAAGCCUUGACUAUAAACAGAGUAAUCUUGACAGUGAAGGGGUCUUUGCUCAUAAACGCAAGUCAUCAUUUUCUUGAGAAAGGGCUAAGCAGACAAGUAUAACACUAGUUUACAUAUUAAUUAAAAUAAUAAAUAAUAAUUAUUUGCACAUUAAAUUAAUCAUAUUUAAUUCAAGAAAUAAAAUAUCUAAUUUGAAAUAUACAAAAUCAAAGGAAAAACUGGUACUGAGGGUUGUAGCCAAUAUUGUUAAAGAUUUUAGGGAUAGAUGACAAGACUUAGUAACUUGUGAAAGUGCUUGACUUGAUGAGUAAUCUAUUAAUAACUAUGACUUUAGAGAUGUCCUUCAAAUUAUUAGUAAUAAAGUUAGCAAUAAUGAUUGACUUAGGUAAGUGUUACUGGUAAUUUUUUUUAGUCAUGAUGUAGGUAAGUAUCAAGAAUGAGAUGUUCUUUGAAGUGAGAGUCUGAGAAUGGUUAAUAGCAUCUUUCUUAUAGUCUAGGUAUAAUAGUGUACCAUUAUUGAAGUUCAAGAAUGACUGAAUAAGAUGCUUUUUUAUGAUGAAUGUGAGUGAGGUAUUUAUUUUUUCAGAAUUUUUUAUAAUUUUCUUAAAUUGGUAGGUUUUUAAUUUUUCAUUGGCUUUUAACCCAGAGUUUGUUCUGUUCUGCAGCUUGGGCUUAUAGCCUAUAUUCAAGGUAAAAAUUUUAAUUGUUAUUCCUCAAAUAAGAAUUUUUUAGAAUUUAUGUAUUUGCAUGUUUAAGUUUUUGUGUUGUGACCAAUAUUACUUUUAUUUAUCAAACUAUGCAUUAUAUUAUUCCUUGCCUUUAUUGGAUAUGAAAGCAAUACUUAUAUUAAGCAAGCAAAAGACUUAUUUUUUAACUCGUCUCAUUUAUGUAUACUGUACUGCAAUAUAUAAUUUGUUCUGGGGGAGCCCCGUCGGCUCUCCAGACCUAUCCUGGCUGAUAUGGAUAUAUUAGCUUUCUGGCAUCAGUUGAUGUGCAUGGAGUUCUUGCCUACCAGGAACCACGAGCCAGAAC